AUUCUCACAAUCAAAGGGAUACUAAUUAUUCCUUCUCAUUUCCCUUCCCCUUUCUAAUCCACUUCCCUUCUAUCUCAAGCAAGUUAAAACAAAAUUGAAAAUAGUACCCACCCACGUUCUCUUCCUCUAUAUCCGCUCUCUUAUCUUACACGCACACACACACCCCUAAUCUCAGUUCUUCAAUAAUCUUGAUUUUUAGAACUGAAUUUAUUCCCUAAUUACUUCAAUCUUGUUUUCAGAUCAGUAAUGGCUUCAAAUAACAUUCAAAUUUUCUCUAUUUUUAUCUUCUUAACAUUCUUUCUCUCUAUAAACACAGUGUUAUCUGCAGAUCCAUCGGAAAAUUCCCCCAGUCCAUCUCCACAUCCACCAGCUGACGACGUCCUCUCGCCGCCGCCGGUUCUAUCUCCAGAAACACCAUCGCAAUCACCAUCUCCUUCUCCUUCCCUCUCAAUUGCCUCCCCUCCUGCGCCUCCGCCGUCAGAUCUCUCUCCAAGUUCCUUUCCAGCACCAUCUCCGGCAUUAACCAAUUCUUCUUCUCCUGAAAAGUCUCCGACACCGGCACCUGCCAUAGCAGGCGACGAGGAGGUAAAUACGAGUAAUGUGGAGUUGGAGAGGGAUACCUCCUCCGGCGGGAUGAACGGUGGGCAAAAAGCCGGCGUAACAGUAGCAGUGGUCGCCGGAGCGUGUAUCGUUGUGGUCGGUGCGUUGGUGUACAAGAAGCGCCAGCAGAAUGUGCGCCGCUCGCAGUACGGGUCCGCCGCCAGGAGAGAAAUCCUAUAGAGCUGUGCAAAGAUUUCUAUAUCUGCGUACUGUAUGAGACAUCUUUUGAUUCGUUAUGUUCGCAAAUCUAUUUCUAGAUUUGUGGCAUUAUUGAUAUUGAGAGAAUUUUGGAAUUUGUUCGAUUCUUUUCUGCUUAAUAAUAAUAAUAAUAAUUCUUUAAUCAUAA
Molecule: messenger RNA, 946 nt
Organism: Olea europaea var. sylvestris
Lineage: Eukaryota; Viridiplantae; Streptophyta; Magnoliopsida; Lamiales; Oleaceae
Product: alpha carbonic anhydrase 8-like
Exons: 1
Coding region: 247-780 (177 amino acids)
Source: RefSeq, a predicted model, not a curated record